This is a messenger RNA of Rotaria sordida, 282 nucleotides long. NCBI's taxonomy places the organism in Eukaryota, Metazoa, Rotifera, Eurotatoria, Philodinida, Philodinidae. The record is from the annotation of a GenBank genome assembly.
AUGGAUACAACAUUUGAUAAACUAGUGACUACUGAUGCUCAAUCAGGUCUCAUUGUCACUCGUGGUAUUCCUCUUUCUUCAUUCAUAUCCGAAAAUGUUAUGAAUACAUCUAAUGAAGAAUUUAUUCUUGAUCUUAGUCAACGAUCAACAACAACAACAACAACAGAAAUAAUAAAUAAAAAUCAUUCAAUUGAUAUAAUUGAUAAUUGGGAAAAUAAUUCAACAUGUAAUUAUACAGAUUCAAUUGAUGAUGAUUUAAAUCGAAUAUUAAUUAUUAAUAAU